Messenger RNA from Arachis stenosperma, 1264 nucleotides. RefSeq names its product vestitone reductase-like. Gene Ontology annotation, molecular function: oxidoreductase activity, acting on the CH-OH group of donors, NAD or NADP as acceptor. Bases 101 to 1090 code for a protein of 329 amino acids. The transcript has 5 exons. Lineage: Eukaryota; Viridiplantae; Streptophyta; Magnoliopsida; Fabales; Fabaceae. The record is from RefSeq and is a predicted model, not a curated record.
AAUCAAUACAAAUACACUUAAACUUUUCUCAUUCAGAGUCCAUCAAGAGAUCAAAGUAAUCAGAACAAGAAGCAUAGCAUAGUGAAGAAGGUAACACUAAAUGGCAGAGGGUAAAGGAAGAGUGUGUGUCACUGGAGGAACAGGGUUCAUUGCUUCAAUUAUCAUCAGAAAUCUCCUUCAGGAAGGUUACUAUGUUAACACUACUGUUAGAUCUGGUCCAGCUAAUAGCAAGAAAGAUGUAAGCUUCCUCACAAAUCUUCCUGGAGCAUCCGAAAGGCUCCAAAUCUUCAACGCUGAUCUCAGCAACCCAGAGAGUUUCGGCGAAUCGAUUGUAGGCUGCGUCGGCGUGAUCCACACCGCAAGCCCGGUGGAUUUCCAAGUAAACGAGCCACCGGAAACCGUUAUCAAGAGAAGCGUUGAUGGUGCAAUUGGAAUCCUAAAAGCAUGCUUGGAUUCAAAGACAGUGAAGAGAGUAGUUUACACUUCAAGUGGCUCCGCUGUCAUACACAACAGAUCAGGGGCACAGGAGAUGGAUGAGAGUUAUUGGAGUGAUGUGGAUUUUCUCAAUGAGACGAAGCAGUUUUCUUGGUCUUAUGCGAUUUCUAAGACUUUGGCUGAGAAGGCUGUGCUUGAAUUCGGAGAGAAGAAUGGAUUGGAAGUUGUGUCUUUGAUUCCUCCUUUUGUUCUUGGACCAUUCAUCUGUGCUAAACUUCCUAUUUCAGUUCAUACCUCUCUGUCUCUGUUAUUUAAUGACAGUGAUAAUUUUGGUGCUCUUCUUCGUUUCCCUAUAGCACAUGUAGAUGAUUUGGCAAGAGCACACAUUUUUCUGUUUGAGCAUCCAAAUCCAAAAGGGAGAUACAAUUGCUCACCAAGCAGUGUUACUCUUCAAGAGAUAGCUGAAUUUAUUCGUUCAAAGCACCCUGAAUAUAAACUACCUUCUCCAGAGUCAAUAAAGGAAAUUAAGGGUGAGAAUAUACCACAUAUGAACUCAAAGAAAUUAAUUGAUGCUGGAUUUAAGUUCAAGUAUGGGACAGAGGAAACGUUUGAGGAAGCCAUUCAAUGCUGUAAGGAAAAGGGUUAUCUUAAAUAAAGUUUACCACGGAACUAAUUAGUAGAAAGACAAUAAAAUGUUUGAGAAGAUUGCUUUUGGUUUACUAAAGAAAAACAAUUAGAUGGUGCAUGACAUGUAGGUCAAUCUAUGAAUGAUGUUUUUCUUUGAAUGUUAUCGAAAUAAGUUAAUAUAAUGAAAAGUCCAUUUUGUUUC